AUGUCCAUACUUCAGGAGUUGGUUUAUAGUAACGACUAUGACAUCAUCUGUCUUUGUGAAACCUGGUUAAAUGAUUCUGUUCUAAACAAUGAAUUGCUUCCUGGAUAUUCAAUCCACCGCCGCGACAGACAAGCGCAGAUCGGUGGAGGUGUGCUAGUGGCCGUAAGAACAAAUAUAGAAAGCCGCCGUCGGGAAGACCUCGAAAAGGAGAACAUUGAGCUAAUCGCUGUUGAAAUUCACAAAAGUUGUAGUAAGCCAUUGCUCCUGUAUACAUUCUAUCGUCCUCCUCAAUCCCCGCCCAACGUUCUAAACCAACUUAACUCUUCACUUCAAGACUCCCCUGAGUCCAGUUGCAUCGUCCUGUUGGGAGACUUUAACUUACCCACCAUUUCGUGGUCUGAAGAUCAGUCUGCACCGCUGAAUGCCAGAGGACUCGCGGAUGAUGACAUUUUCUGUAACUUUGUGGACGACAAUUUCCUUCAACAAUCCAUAAAAGGUCCCACCCAUAUCGCUGGUAAUAAGCUUGAUCUAUUAUUGUGUACCAACCAGAGGUUAUCGAAAAUGUUACUGCAGUCUCUCCUGAAGAACAUAAUUUCCCGACAGAUCAUCACAUUAUAG
This is a messenger RNA of Paramuricea clavata, 618 nucleotides long. The record is from the annotation of a GenBank genome assembly. NCBI's taxonomy places the organism in Eukaryota, Metazoa, Cnidaria, Anthozoa, Malacalcyonacea, Plexauridae.